AUGCUGGACUUCAGCAGCAACAGCAGCAGCAGCAGCGUGGGUCGCUGCUCUCCUCACCUGGACAGGGUGCUUCUAAAUAUCUUGUCCUUUGCACCUGAAACAUUAUUUGCAUUGGUAAGUACUUGAUUAUUUACCUAAGUCAACCAGAGUGCAUCUUGAUUAUCUCUACUGCUUCUUCCCCCUCCCUAUCCAUUUCACGCAGGUUGGGAAAGGGUCACAUCGUCUGAUCCAACUUUCUAUUUACUUUAUUAGCAGAAAAGGGAGAGGUUUAUAUACACACAAUUAGAGCAAAUAGAGUUGUUCCGCUGGAUCCUGUUUCAGUAGCAUUUAGUCACAUAUUAUAUUGCUUAGGAGGCACCUUAAAGGAUAUCUUUUUUUUCCCUGUAGGAAAAUUAAUGGAUUUCAUGGAGACAGGGGUUGUUGUUUUUUUACAGCAAACAUACAAACACAACCAUUGUUCUUUAUUAUUAAUCAUGAUAAGAUGGUUUUGAGCACAAAACACUUUAACAUUCCUUUAUGUCUGUGGGAGGGUGUGUGGAAUACCUGCUAGUCCCAUUUUACAGGUGGCAAAACGAGCCUGGAAGCAAAUGAAAUAAUUAGGAGAAUCCGGUGAGUCCACAUUGAGGUGGCAUUGCUUAUUUCAUUUUGUUGAAGAACUGUAAUCCUGUGUGAAUGUUUAACUGUACAGGUGAAUAGACCAUUCAUGUAAGCAGUUUUCUUUUUAAAAAAGCUUACCACUGUCUAAUAGUUCCAAGUGACUGUAAGCUAGUUCUGAGCAAGUCACCUGUUCAGAUUCAAAACUAGUACUUGAUUUGACAUCCACUUCACACCUUGAGUGUACACCAUAUGUAGCCAUGAUUUACACGAUCACAUUUAAAGGACCCAUGCAUGUCUGUACACACACACAGAGCAAUGACUGUGGUUGCCCAAUACAAACUACAGCUGAUAUGAAAUAGGACUAGGCUUGGGAAGAGCUCACUGGGUGACCUUAAGCUGUUCAGCCUCUCUCACUUUAACUUAUUUUGUAGGGUUCUUCUGAAGGUAAAAAUGGGGGGGGGGGGAGAGUUACAUAUUCCAUACCCUUCAGCCAGCUUAAUUCACUUGUAAUCAAGUCAAUAAACAAGGCCAGCCUUUUUAUACUGUUUCAUUCUGUUUACGUUUGUGUUUUAUGGUGCGCUGUGCAAACGGUUGCUUUUUAAAACUGUCUUAAAAUUUUGUUUUUGAAUUUCAACUUUUAAAACUGGGUUUUCUAUUGGUAUCCUAUGCCAUGACUGCUGCUUUGCCAGAUUCUCCUAUAAAUAAAUGCUUGUGUAGAGUAUAAAUAAAUGCUUGUGAGAGAAGUGAAGAUUUUAAUAUACCGUAGUUUAGUCAGCAUGUGUCCCAAACUAUGAGGUGCUAGUUUUCCCAGGUCUUGCAUCUGUGGUGCCAUCGUGCCAAAGCAUUGGGCCUAAACCAUUAUAUAUUACUACUACUACUACUACUACUACUACUAUUACUAUUCAUGGAAUUUCUACGCCACCCUUCAUCCAAAGAUAGUGCUUAAUUUUUUAGAAAAGAAAAUGCAUGUCGGGUUUCAAAGUCCUUUAACGUCUUCUUUUUACCAUUAGGUUGUGUGGACAGGUGUGUGGGUCGAGGACAACACGAAAUAAUUGGGAGCCUGAGGCAAGAAAUAAUAAUAGCCAUCCAAAUGGUACCCUGAGGAGGCAGGAGGGCAAUACCAAUGAAGGAAUUGCUAUCUUCUAAUAGUACCCUAUUGUCUGAGGCUGGCCUGCUGUGAUUUGAAGAGAGAUAGGCACUCUGCAAAUGCUCUGAAGCAGUUUGGUUGAUUAUUACUUCACUUGUUUCUGGAUUAUUGUCUUACGUUUCCAACUGAUAGCAGCCACUGAACACAACUGCUGGGGUUUGUGUGCCCUGCUUGGGGAUUCCCAGAACCAAGCCCAGUCUGGCCUGUCACUUCUGAAGAUGGGCCAGCAGGGUCCCUUGGUGGCAGGGGGUGCCAACUUGAAUAAAAUACUGGGGUGAGGGGGGCAGGUAAGCCCCACCCCACAUAACUGAUCCAUGAAACUUUGCACAAAUGCCAUUGAAAUGGCAACGCCCAUCAACUGGGGGUGGGUGGGCGGUGGCUCCCUCAAAUAUUUUGGGGGGGGGCCUGAAGGGACCUCUGCCCCUUGGAGUUGGCUCCUCUGCAUGGGAGAAUCCAGUCAGAACUGUCUCCUGCGACAUUAUAAGUGGCAAAGGCUCUCUCGUCCCUUCCGUCGGCUGUGAGGGAGCCCCAACCCCACAUCCGCCCGCCUUACAGCUCCUGCCACAAGUAGGGGAAGGAAGGAAGGAUGGGAAAGUCUCUCUUCUUCUAUCCGACGAGUGGGAAGGGCAUCGAUCUCCCGCUUCUCGCUCCGGAAGAUUAGAUAAUGUAAACCAAACCCCGGCUCCUCGUCUUCGCACCCCGCCCUUUCCCGCCCCACCGAACGCAAAGCGCGCCAGGCCGGGGCGAGCGGCCAAGCCCACGAGCCGCUGCUGGUAAUCCCCCCCCCCCCUCAGCUGGCGGGCAGUGAUGCCAGAGAGAUGCAGCCCGCCGGGCGGGCCGAGACGAGAAGUGCGCGAGGGAGGCUGCGCGCCCCGAGGAAACGGCGGGAAACGAGCGAGCGGGCCGGGGUGGGGGUGGGUGGUUGGGAAGGGGGGCGAAAUGAAUAUUUCAGGCGGAGUUUCUAAUUAAAGAAACUCGGGCUGCUGGACACCCCCCUUUCCUUCCUUCCCUCCCCCUCCCUCCCCCCCCCCCCUUGAGCCGGGACUGCUCGUUUUACGUCUGCGGGGAGGCAGCAUAAGAAGGGACCGGGGCGGGGGAGCCGUGAGGGGAGAACUUCAGUGGCUGCGAGGCGACUCGAGGGGCUGCAGAGCGGGACUUGGGGGAGAGCCGGCCGUCCACCCACUUGCAAGUCGAUACUGUCUGAGGCGGCGGCGGCCACCUCGCGGAUACCCUAUAUAAGCCUCUAUAAAAGCGCGGACAUGGAGUAGGUGGCGGGAGAGCGGACGGCGUGCGCGCCGGGGAAAGGAGACAGAGCGCGGCGAGAGAAGCGAGGCUCCGGCCGGCGAGGGAGGGAGCCCCGUCACACACACCGCCUCAAAGGGCGAACGGAGGCAGGUAAUGCUCCCGAGAGCUCAAGGAGCAGGAGACGACAGGGCGGACACGCCCGGACAGCGGGAUCCACCGCGCGCCUCUCGCCAAAUUCAGCCGCUCUCUGGCCAGAGGCGGCGGCGGUGGCGUAGUUGCGCUCGGGCACCUCCGGAAGGUGUCGCUCGACUCGCCGGCCCGGCCAGCCGAUUCACUUGCUGAGCGGCGAGUGAAGCGAGGGGAGGGAGCCCGAGGCACCAAGCCGCCGCCCGGCAAGGAGGAGGGUCGAGCUGAGAGGGCUGUGGCGCCCCGCUCGCCCCGUUUGCCUCCCGAGUCUUUCUGGCGGGUGGGGAAGGGAGGAGGAAGAGGAGAAGCCGAGCGCAGCAGCCGCGCUUGGAACGGAGAGAAAGUCCUAGCCAAAGUUGAAAUCGCCUUGAUUUCGACGGAUGGAAUCUCGGCUCUUCUCUUCGCAAAAUCGACGGGGCUGAGAAGUGCAGAGACAGCUCUGGCUGGACCGAGCCGCCUUUUUCGAAUGAAUGGGUCGCUCUCAGCCAGCCAGAUGUUCAUACCUCUCUCUCGCUCUCUCCACUCCGGGCUUGCUCAGCCUGGUGCCUCCCAGAUGCGCUGGCUGCGGAGAGUCGCAGACCUCAGACAUCUGGGAGGCUCCAGGCAAGCGAAGGCUGCUCUUCCUCGAGCAUCCGCAAGCCACGUGGAGGAGGAGGAAGGCGCGCCGGACAUGGGAGGGCCGAAGGGGCAGGCGCUUCCCAGACCCGCCGAUGUGCCUGCGUAGGGUUUGGCGUCCGUGGAGAGAGGGGGUUUAGACUGGGGGGACCUGCGGCCCUCCGGAUGUUGCACUCCAGCUCCUAUUAGCCCCAGCUAAGGGAUGAUGGGUCGAGGGUUCAGCAACAUCUGGAGGACCACAAGUUCCCACUCCGCUGGACCAGAGCAUCUGAGCCUGCGCGCGUCACUUUGGAUUCUCUAUGUAUGCCCUCGGAUGUAAGCAUGUAACCACUUGAUAAAUUACUUGCCGAGCGAAGAGGGGAAACCCCGCCACAUUUCUUCAUCAGAUUACAAAUUAGGGGGAGCAAAGAAGCGGCCAAGUUCUUCUCGGAUCGAGGCAGGCUGCUGGCUAGCCAAGCGCUUAGGGAGCGAGUAGAUUUAAUAGACAGCCGUCACUUGCGCCCCCCCCCCCCUUGCAGAAUGCCGUGAAAGCUUGCCAAACUUUUCCAGGCAAGACUCUAUUUACCUGCCUGGCAUUUUGCACUUGCUUCUUGCUCCCCGCCCCCCUCGGCCUUCCUCUCCUUACGCAAAAACAGGUUUCCAAAAGAAACAGAGGAGGGGGAAAGGGGGGGCGGAACCCCUCAGGUCCUUUGCUUCCCCUAGAGUUUGCUUUUCAUAUAAAGCCAUGCCGAUCUCCAGUAGGAAGCAGAGAGGGGACAAGCAAGGCUGUGGGGCAGGCUGCUGAGUUGGGAGAGGCGGGUCUCGCCUUUGUUGCGAGGCGGGCGGGAGGAACCCGUGCGGCCCCAGUUGCUGGACUUCAUCUCCCAUCACCCCCUGACCAUUGGACAUGCUGUCUGUGACUGAUGGGAGUUGGAAUCCGACAGCAUCUCGAGGGUCCACGCUGGAACUCAUCCCUGGUGUAAAGGCUCCGGAGUAAAGUGUCACCACUGCCUCUGGCUGAGAAGCAUUGAUUCCCACUCUUGGGGCUUCUCAGUUAAGCGAGAGGGGUGAGUAAGCCCUUCCCUUCGUGCAAGGCUCCCUCGCGUGCCAAACAAGCAAGGAGGAGUUUCAUCGCUGGCGCUCAGGUCCUGCUUUGGAAGCCGUGCGCUCAGAAGGGUGUCUUCUGCCAAGCUGAUCUGAACACUCCAGAAAGCAGCUCCUCUGCAAAUAAAUCUCUCCUAGCCCUCUGCUGCUUGUGGACUCAAUGAGGGAUAGGGCCAUGCUUCUUCCUUAUUUUCGAAGCGAAAAGUUUAUUGGUUGAUUGAUCUCCAGGUCCCAACCCAAACAAAGCCCAAACACCAUGUGUUAAAAGUAUUCGAUAUCCAUCUUCCUGUCCUAAGCAAGCGCUCUUUAACUCCGUGGCACCAAGAGCAAGGGCAGUGAGUUCAGGACCAAGCGAGUGAGACGCGAAUGCCGCUGGGGAAUUCAAUUGCCUUCUUCUUGCUACUAGAUCCUACUUGGCUAAAGAGCAGAGAGAGCUGCCAGCUGAGGAUCUGGGUCCUCCCCCUCUUUUAAGUAAAAAAAGAGAGAGGGAGAGAAGGCAGAGGUUAGAAAUCUGGGCACUCUCAACUUGAAGGGAGAAUAAUUGCUUAACUUGCCACUCACUGUUCGCGUUGACGUGACACCUGGCAGUGACACAUAUCUCCCCUCCACAGCUGGUUUCAGGGAGUGGACUCGGAAAGUGGCUCCAUCUAUCCCUCGUUUGACCUCGGAAGCGCCAUGGGCAGAUUCCUGAGAUCUCCUGCGUUGGUGGGGCUGGUGCUGGCGAUGCUUUCAGCGGGACAUUGCGAAGAGAGACCCGAAUCUAGCGCAGGGCUGAAGGAAAGGCAGAACCUCUUAAACCUGAUCAUGGAGAUCAUUCAGGAACUGAAAAAAUACCACCUGGAGGAGGACGAGGAGAACGGGGUUCAGUACAAACAAGACUAUCUUUUGGACCGGAGAAGGGAAGUAGUACCCGAUUAUGGAUCUUACUCAGAAGAACAGAGAGUUGGUAAGUCAAAUAAUACUACAUUGUGUUAGAGGAGACACUGCAACCUGUUACGUUCAUUUUUCUUUUUGCGUUAAACUUUAGAAAACGGAGAGCUCGGUCAUCAAGCUGCCAGUUUGCAUCUGAGGAAUCUCGGGGGUGGGGGGAGGCUUGCAAAUUGCUCCAGUCCUUAAUUGUGCAGCGGAUUCCUCAAUAACCGCUCUGAAGGGAAACGCCAGACUAGCAAAGCUCCCCUCGCGUUGAACGAGGAAUAACCAUGCUACGCCCUCCUUCAGCGAUCGAUGGCGCUGAAGAGCAAAUUAAUAGGUUGAAAUCCGAGAAGCAUCAUCUAAAGGAGAUCACUUUGCGAUGUAUGUGCUCCGAGGCUCGCUAACAGUUCCUUGUCUGUUACUCUAGUCUAGUCAAUUGCAAAUCUGAAACUCUCAGAAGUUUCUUUUUAAAAGUUUUCCAUACUUCGAGGGUUCCCGCCCCAAUAGACUGGUUUGCAUCAGUAUAAGGCAACUUCGUGUGCAAAUCUACAAUUGAUUACUGCUAGUCACUCGGAUACCUCCCACAGGUUUUCUGCUUCUUGAAAGUUUCUUUUUUUCUAGAUUUUAUUUUGAAGGUUAAGCAAAUUUAAAUUGCAUUGAUUUUAAUAGAUGAGUGAAGUAGUUAUACAGUUCUGUAUAAGGGGCCUGAAAAGCACAGAGCUGUGACAAUAUACUGAUGAGGAGAAAUUUAGAACAAAGCAGGAAAAAUAUAAUUACAAGUGCAAAGUAUUGUAUUGAAGAAUGUUCUAAGCAGUUGGCUGCAGGCGAGUUUUUGGUUGACACCUGGAAACCUCCCUUAGCAACUAAAUUGCAUUGGUUGAAUGAAUAUUUUUCAGUUUCUCAUAUGGAAUGUGUUUUUUUAAGUUAUCUGAGGAAGAUCUUUGAAGCAGGUCUGCUAUCAGCUGUUUAGAGCAGUCUUCAGUACAACAAUGUUUGAGCUAUGCUAUUGUUUGCAAGCUUUGCGGAAAUGAACACUUUGCAACUGGAAUGAUAUUUUGUCAUUUUCUGUAAACUUCUUAUUAAGGCUACUUGUAGUCAUACCUUGAAAGAGUAGCAUGACAGGUUUUUCGGCUGCAAUGCAAGCUGUACUCCACUCCUCAUGCUUUAUCAACCAGAAAACAACCUCCAGCUUGCAAGCACCCUUCCCUGGCUUUGAGACAGCCAACUUUUUUUUUUAGUCCCCUCUAGGUAUCCAACUUGUUUAUUUGCUGUGGUUGUACAUUGUUUAACUUUGAAAUCUGCUCAGAUUGGGGAGAUAGCUUUGUGACUGGCACAAGGGCGAACCAAUCAGCAUUACACAUAGUCCAGCCCUUAAGAGGGAGGUGCUUCAUGAUUGAUACAAGGGCCAGCCCAUCAGUGCUGUCCAAAACUGAUUUCAGCUCCAAACCAAAGCAGCAGCUAUCCCGCCCCCAUUCUCCAAACAAGGCUGUGUAUAUACAUAAGGUAUGCAGAAAAUGUGGCAGCAUACUCAUUGCUGAAAUGUAAGCAGUUCUCUCUCUUUCCUGCUACUCUUCAGAAAUCAAUGAUAGUGCUUGUACUGGCUGGGUUUGUCUCUGUUAUGUAUUGAGAAAUGCUAUAAUUAUAUGUCUAUGCCUGUGUUUUUGACACCAUAAACAUGUUUCUGGAAAGAAGUCUUACCAAUGGCAAAUUUUCAGUUUAAGAACUGUCUGUUUCCUGGACCAGAAAUCAGAACUAGUUGCAGACUAAAAAAAUAGCCAAUUUUAGUCGUGCUUAUAUCACUGGAACUUUAAUUCUUUAAAAUCAUACUAUUUGGCUUAACUGGCCAUUAGUUACUCUGAAACAGCAUUUCUUUGUUGGGGUUUAAUUCUGCUGUAAAUUAUUUCAGAAAUUUGGCUUUAGACAAUUAGACUACAAUUCUGUGUGUACUUUCCUGGGGGUAAGCGCCAUUGAAUUCACAGGAUUGCACUGUCAAAUCUUACGUAUAAUAAUAAAAGAUUUGCAGACUACACUUGCAAGUCCCUUGAAAAUGGGAAUUUAGGCUUAUCAUAAAUACUUGCCAAUUAGAGCAAAUAUAGUUGAUCUGCUGGGUCCUGUUUGAGUAGUACUUAAUCGCAUAUUAUAUUGCUUAGGAGGCACCUUAGAGGAAUGGGGAAGAUUUAGAUCACACCCCAUGGGUGGCACUGAAUUGCUCCCCCUCUGCAAGUAAAUGGCUAUAAAGCACGACAGGAAAAGAAAAGGGGAGAUUUUUAAAAGCCUGAAAAAAGUUAUAUACUGAAAAACACCCAAAAUUCUGAUGCAUCUAGAACUUGGGAGGUUUUCCUUGAAAGAGUAAUUGUUGUUGACAAAGUGAGAGUUCCUACAGAGAGUUCUCAAUAAACACAGUACUCAAGUAUACCAUUGCUAUUGAGCAACAAUAACCAGGCAGUGGGCGCUAAAAUUUUCAGAAAGUGAAAUUUCACUUGCAAGGGUUCCACAUGCCUUUGUAGAUUCAAUCUAUCUGUAGUUAUUCUAAUACAACAACAACAAUCUUUAUUACAGUCCAGAGACCCAACAGUUAUUCUAAUAAGAUACAGAUCCUCCCUUCCGCUCCUGUCAGCCACUAUAAUAUGCUAAUGUCAGCUAAUGUUUAAUAAGAUUUGCAUCCAGAUCUAAACAAGCUCAUUUCAAAGUAAAUUCUCAAAGUAAUAAGGUUGCUUGGGAUUGCAGCUUUGGGUUGUAUACAAUACUGUGCAUUUGCUGACUUAAAAUGCUGAGUUACUUUAUAAAUUUCCACAAUUUUGCACAAUAUAUGCAUAAUAUACACAAUUCAGCUAGUCACAGGAAAAGCAAGGAACUUUGCAAGACCCUGAAAUCUAGGUCAGGUAUCAGGCUUGAGUGACCCAUCAGUGCUGUUGAUGGACAGCCAUGGUGCUGAUGCAGAUUCCCUGCCUUGUGCUCCGAUUGGGUCCUUCUGGCACCGGUGCCUAUUGGCCCACCCCUGUGGGCUUACCCAACAGCACCAACACUCUUACUUGGGGAGCAAAAGUGGCUACUAGUUUGAAUUUGUGCCUGGUGGUCACCAUUUAAAAUUCCCUACACCACAACGCUCCAGAGCACCUGGCAAAUUCUGCACCAUUGCAUUAUGAGAAAUAUAAAAUGGCAGCUGUCCAGUACUGAUCAGAAUCAAACAAAUGCCCACCUCUCCUAGGAAACCCACCAUCACCAAUACAAUCGCUUAAGUGGCAUUGGCACUAAUCGGUGACAUGUACUGCAGGAGGUCCAGGCAAGGUAAACAUCAGCAUCACUGGUCUCCCCAAGGUGUAUAAGCCCCAGUAUCUGCCCAAGUGUGCUGGAUGUUGACUCGUUAAUUGAAUCUGUUAGUUGAAUCCGGCCUAUUAUGUAGAAGAAGCCUGUAAAAUUAUAGGAUUUAUUGCUUAUUGUGCUGGAUAUAGGUCAGAGCGUUGGUCCCCCUGCUACAUGGAAAACACACCUUCACACAGUAAACUGGCACAUCAAGAACAGUCAUCUAAAUUUCUCCCUGUACAAGAUUUUCUUUUUCUUUUGGCAUGCAGGCGGAUGAAUGGUUUUAAAUAUAUAUAUAAAGAGAGGAGCACUCAAAAAUAUGACUCCAGCUGCAGUUUGAAAUCAUAGAAUCCAUCACAGUCUGCAUCAGCCUUCCCUAACAUGGUGCUAUUCAUGUUUUGGACAACUUUCGUGAGUUAGAAACAGUGUUAGAAACAGAUUUCACACUGAAAACCUACUUAACUAACGGCUUGAGCUUGAUGUAGAACCACUGUGCAGCACUUAAUUGGAGCACAACAGCUGAAGUAGAACCUGUUCUAAUCAAAAUAAAACUGUGCUGAAGCAACUUGCCAACUUCUGAAAGGCUUCCUCCCAGCAGUCUCGCUAUCAUUGCAAGGAACUACUAGCCAGAACUCUACCUAUCAAUCAUCUAAUGCCUGACUGUCCCCUGAGGGACUUUUGAAAGAAACAUCUAAGCAUUUAAGGUGGCGCAUGACACAAUUAGGUCAAAUAUUAUAAGGUCAAUUCAACUGAGCUUGACUAUGCUUAGAAGUAUUGUAAAUAAAUGGUGAAUUUCAAGAAUGUCUAAAACUUACCAGUGAAUCAGAUCUGGGUGGAAGUAGUUCUGACUUUAAAUGCAAUAAAGAGGUCCCAGGAGAAUUCAAAGGCCACUUAGGCAUUCAUUUAUGGUAAAAAAAAGACAAGUGUAGCAUUUCAUGUGCAAUCAACACGGAUGUCUUAAUGUAAGUAACAAAAAGCAAUAAAAUGUGACAGUAAAUCAAGGAGACAGCCACAAGGAGCUAAAGAGGAUUUCAACGAACUAGUUGCAUUCCCCUCCAUUUAAUACAGGAUGUGGGAAAGCAAACCACAUGAGUAAGAAGCAAGUAAAUUAUGUUGUCCUCCCUUACAAUACUGUGGUUACAUUUCCUGAAAAUAUGCUCCUAUUCAGUCAGUUUCUCAGACCGUGCUUGAUGAACAUUUGUCCUGGAUAACAAAAUGCAAUUAUUUGAGAGGAAUUGAGCUUAGGAACUAAAUAGGAUACUGCAGAUUCUGUAAUGCCAAACUCCAGGUUCUUCAUUAUGGGUGUCUAUACCUUUGUAUCAGUAAGUGUACAGUCAUACCUCGGGUUACAGAUGCUUCAGGUUGCGUGUUUUCGGGUUGCGCACUGCGCUGAACCCGGAAGUACUGGAAUGGGUUACUUCCAGGUUUCGGUGCUCGCACAUGCGCAGAAGCCCCAAAUUGCGACCUGCACAUGCGCAGACUGUGGGUCUGUGGGUUGUUCGCUGUGGGUUGCGAACACGCCUCCCGCACAGAUCACGUUCGCAACCCUGUAUGUGUAAAACCACAUGAUGCAAAUUUCUUUGUUAACAUGAACAUGGAGCAACAGCUGGCAUGUCAGCAGAUUUGCAUGUUUUACUGACACUCCCAUUAAUCAUCACAUACCCAAGCAGUGGCACCUGUGUUUCAACAGCUCAACUCAGAUGCACAAACAUGGUGCAGUCUGAAUGUCUAGAAAGGUGACUCGGAAACUACAACUAGUCCAGAAUGCGGCAUCUAGACUGAUGACAGGGAGUGGCCGCCAGGACCAUAUCACAUGGGUCCUAAAGGAUCUUCAUUGGCUCCCAGUAUGUUUCCGAGCACUAUUCCAAGUGUUGGUGCAGACCUUUAAAGCCCUACAUGGUCUCAGCCCUGUACACCUGAGGGAGCGUCUCCACUCCCACUGUCUAGCUCCAAGGACCUUCUGGCGGUUCCCUCACUGCGAGAAUGAAGUUACAGGGAACCAGGCGGAAGGCCUUCUCAGUAGUGGCACUCGCCCUGUGGAACUACCUCCUGUCAGAUGUUAAACAGAUAAACAACUAUAUGAUUUUUUAGAACACAUCUGAAGGCAGCCCGGUAUAGGGAAGUUUUAAAUAUUUGGUGUUUUAUUGUGUUUUUAUAUUCUGCUGCCCAGAUUGGCUGGGGCAACCCAGUCAGAUGGGUGGAAGAAUGAUAAUGAUAAUGAUAAUAUUAGGUGUUAUGCAAACUAACAAAAGAUGUUCAUGGACUUGGAAUUCCAAAAUGUAGGGCACAUUCAUAUUGUUCAGUUAAGGUGUCCUGUUUCCUCCCCCAAUUACAUCAGAAGAGCUGAGCCAGGAGCAGCUAGAAGAGCCAUGACAUUCUUUCUUGUGAAGAAAGAGAUGGGCAGCCAGAGUGGAAUCCAAUGUACCACUAAAUCUCUUAAAACUUGUACAUACAAGAGCUGCCUAGAAGCAAGAAACAUUUACAUUUGGAGUAGGACAGAAGCUGACUGCUUUUGCUCAAAAGCCAUCCCACUUGAUUUCAAUGGCACUUGCUCUCCAGAAUUGUGAACAAAAUUAAAUUCAAUCCCAGCUGUCUUUAACUCAAAAUAUUACUGAUUUUAGUAGGUGUUAAAUGCUAUUAACACUUGGCUGGUGUAUCUAGGUGGGGUUUUUUUUUUUAGAAAAUGAGAAUUUUACAAAGGGCAAAUAAUGAGCCUACAAUUGGUUUUUAAGAUCCAUGAAAAUGCCACUGCCUUUUUCAACCAGUUUAACAUCUUAAAAUGAAAAACCUCUGGAAGCUAAAUGUAAUAAUAAUAAUAAUAAUAAUAAUAAUAAUAAUAAUAAUAAUAAUAAUUUAUUAUUUAUACCCCUGCAUAUAAAUGUACAGAACAUGAAUGAUGAUUCUGUUACAAUGUCCUUCAUUCCUUUUAACAGAAAUAGUUCCUAGAGAUCUGAGAAUGAAAGACAAGUUUUUAAACCAUUUAACAGGUAAGCAGAAUUUAACAUUCUAUCAUGGUACUUUUGUCUGUAAUUAUCCUCAUAUGGUACUAAUUCAACUGAUCCGCUAAUUCUUUUCUCCCCCAGGUCAUCUUUAUUUUGGUCCAAAAUGCACUAAACACUUUCAUAGACUUUACCAUCAUACAAGAGACUGCACCAUUCCUGCAUGUAAGUGCUAUCACCCAAGAAUCCAUUGCCAGACAUUUAAUUUAGUUGCAUUUAAUAAAGAGCUGUCUUCCAAUGCAAUUAUUAUUCGGUUUAUUUAAGGAGUUUGUGGAAUUACAGUAAUUAAAGAGACUGCUGUAUAGUGAGACUCAAAUGUCAAUAUUCAGGGAUGUACUCAACUCGCUUUUACACAAGAGUAUAUGCACUGAAGCAAUGGACAUAAGCUAGUCAUGGUUAUUAAUUUCAGUGGGUUAGUUGAAGACAACCAGCAGUACCUAUAAGUGUGAACUAUGAGUUUCAUCUUAAAUUUCUUAAGCAUAGGGCAACAUCCAGCAUCAUGUGAGCAGACGUCUCCCUACAGAUCUGCUUCAUAGGGUCUUCCAACCACCCAGGGCAGAUGUUGGGAGUUUGCAAGUGGGAGAACCCAUUCUGUCAACAGCAGUCAUUGUGCUGGCAGACAGACACUGUUGGAUUUCACCCACAGAGUUGCAACCCACAGAACAAUAUUUUAAGUGCUAUUGCUGUGACUCCUGCAAGAGGUCUCAUGUCUUUAACUAUCAACUUAAAACGUACUUUCCGCAGGCAGCUCAAAUUUGUAUGCCAAUUAUCUGUCAACUCCUUUGCCUUUGGUUUGCAAUAUAGUAACUUGGAACUUAAUAGUACAUCAGAUAACAGACAUUAAAGAAUAAAAUCUGGGUUUGCAACACUGGGAUAUAUAUAUAGAGAGAGAGAGAGAGAGAGAGAGAGAGAGAUGCACAAGCAGUUAAGAAGUUGUUUAACUGGCAGAAGUCACAGCUGACAGCAAUGCCACACUUAUUAAAAUGAUGCAUUUCCUUACAUUCCGGGGAUUGCCCAAAGCCAAAAUCGCAUAUAGUCAAAACACACUGGGUUCAAUGGUGGGUGGGAUUGCCAAAGUCAUUUCUCCAAGAGCCCUGGCCCCUUUUUAUUUUUCGUCAUGCAUGUAAAGCUGAAUGUGCACAAGUUAAAUGCCUGUAAAUUGCGGGCUUACUGUACACCCAUAAUCCAAGAGCCUAAGAAUGAUAACUAUGACUCUGGGUUCUCCCCCCCAACCUAUGCACACCAUUUUGGGGGGAAAUAUAUUAUAUAGUUAUGAGGCAGCACUAAUUGAACAGUUCCCAUGCAGCUGGUUUUACCCUGUUGCACAUCACUGCUUGGGCUGCUGAUUAGUUUCUCAACAGAUAGUCCUCUCAACAGAUAGCUGAUAGAUUAUAUGAGUGUGAUAUAAGGAGGAGUACUUAAUGGUGCAUCUUUAAUGUCUGUUCCCCCAGUAGCCUUAGCCUGACUUGGCAGCCAUUUCAAUACCUUGACUCACAUUUUGAUUGUUUAUUCUUGGCAACUGUGCAUAAAAAAACUACUUGCAUGUGCAAGUCAGACACAUGUCAUUUGCUGUAUUAGAGAAAAUUACUAAUUCUACUGCCAAUCACAGAAGAAUUAAUUCCCUUACUAGAUUAACUGUGUUUUUGUAGUAUCCAAAAACCGUAACAGCGGGGCUUUUACACACACAUUAAUGUUUUGGCCUUCAAAGUAGGUUGCAGGACGAUUUAAGUCAAAUGUGAAGGCUCCCAAAAUAGUUUCUUUUCAGGCUGUAGCUCACAUAAAAUUGAUUACCUGAAUGAAUUUUGCAGGUAUACAUCUUUCAUAAGCUUAGUAGUUUGAUAAGCAGCCUAAAAGUUUGAUCCUUGCCAUUAGAUUUUACGAAGUCUAGAGGUUUCACAAAUUGCUCACCUUCAGACAGUAAUAUCAACAAGCCCUUUCUCUGCACAUGCAGUCUGUAUGCAAGGCUCUAAUUAACCAGUUUUCCAUUUCAUACUAUGCUCACCAACUUUGGAACAAGUCGUGAUAUUAAGCCAUGGUUUGAAGCUGAGAUACUAUCCUAGCUCAGAUGAAAUGAGAAACUGCAGUUAACUGAAGACUUUCUGAUUGGCUUGCUCACAUCAGAAAUGGAGGAACAAAGGGCCUGUAUGCAUAGAUCAAAUCCUUGCUCAUAUCUUGAUUUAUUAACCUAGAGAUAUGAUUAUCUUACUGUGAACAUUUCAUUGUCCCAUAUUCAAGCUUUCCACCAAGUGUACAUGUCAUAUGAGCUGGGACCAAUCCUGACUGAUGUAUAUACAGUAGCAGAUACAAGUUGGCAAUAUUCACAUUAUUACAUUUUUGUACACACAACUAAAAUGUAAUCUGUUGCUCAAAUAAAGGGCAAGAAAUUCAAACUGAAGAUGAACAGUGCUCUAGUUUUUAUCCCCUUCGAGUUUUCAGCUUCAGAUUAUUAUCAGUCUUUGCUAGUUCAUUGUAGUAGAAAAUGAGAAUUUUCAUUUUAUGGAACCAACACCACAAUUUUAUUUGCUAUCCUGCAUACCUAAGCUGUCCAGGCAUGCAUUGCAGCUAUUUCUUCUGUGCAUGUUCAUAGCCAUGGGAGCGAGCUGUUUACAUGUGCACGUCCGUUUCUUCUUGAGAGGUGCUUUCUUCCAGGCCAGUCUGCAUAGCAUUAUACAUGCAAAAGCAUAUAAAAUCCCUUUAAAAACUAAAAUAAAUCUCAUUUAUACAGCCAGAUUUCUAAGCAAAGAAUUCAAACUUAUAACUUAAAAAUAAAUGGUUUCAAAAUGAAUUGCAACAGGCUUGCAGUUCCUUGUAUAACCUUACGAUAAGGAACUUUAAAAAAAAUCAAACCCUCAAGUUAUACCGGGUUGUUUGUUAACUUCUAUUUAUGAUCUUUUCACUAGACUAUAAAAGAUGUGCCAGGCUUCUUACUCGGUUGGCAGUAAGUCCAAUGUGCACGGAAGGAUAA
This is a messenger RNA of Podarcis lilfordi (Lilford's wall lizard), 15052 nucleotides long. NCBI's taxonomy places the organism in Eukaryota, Metazoa, Chordata, Lepidosauria, Squamata, Lacertidae. The record is from the annotation of a GenBank genome assembly.